This is a messenger RNA of Toxorhynchites rutilus septentrionalis, 577 nucleotides long. RefSeq lists its product as uncharacterized. The coding region runs from base 17 to 448 and encodes 143 amino acids. Lineage: Eukaryota; Metazoa; Arthropoda; Insecta; Diptera; Culicidae. The transcript has 3 exons. The record is from RefSeq and is a predicted model, not a curated record.
UUUGCGCCGAUUGCUCAUGAAAAACAACGUUGAGAAUGCAACUGAUCCACCACAAAUGCAACAACAGCAACAAUCAACCCAACAGCCGCACUCUCCAUCCCAACCUUUGCUCGAGUCUCGUGUUCAAGUAUCUAGAAACAGCGGCAGCCAAAAAGGAGAAAUCGACUACUACUACUACUACGGAGGUCGGCGCUCUCGUCGAAAAAUUCCUCCGGAAGGCUGUUGGAUGGUACCCAGAGCCAACGAGGUCACUUCGAUUCUGGAUACAGCACAAGCGAUGGAAGUUUCGAUUGUAAGCGUUGGUCCCAGGAGGAUCCGCACGAUAGUAUUGGUCCCUAUUCGCCCAAAUGGUCGCCCAUUCCAAUGCAUACAGGCUUCAGUGGGAAACCACCACCAACUUCAGUUGCACCAACAGCAGCAAGAGCUACAGCUGGUCGUUCUAAUGUAGGUUCGCUUGGGGAGCACGCACCCCGCUGCAGGAUCAGCACGAACGAAAGAAGCAGUCGAAUAAGGCCGACAUUUCUCCAGAAGGUGAUUUGACACUUGGUAGUGUCCGAUGGAAAGAUGUGAACGUUAG